AUGAACCAACUUUACCAGUGCCACAAAUAUAUAGUCUUAAGUUCCACCAUACCACAACUCUUGGCCAUGUCAAGUGUUCAGGAUUAUCUCCCACUAUUAGGAACCGAUGAAGUUCAAUUGAAAAGCCCUCUGUGGAGAAGCUUAGUUGCAGAAUUUAUUGGCACCGCUUUCCUGGUAUUGGUCGGAUGUGGUUCCACUACUGCUGGAUGGAAUAAGGGCUACAGUCCAUCAAUGGAACAAAUAUCCCUAUGCUUCGGCCUCAUCGUCGCUACAAUGGUGCAAGCCAUAUGCCAUAUGAGCGGUGGACAUAUCAAUCCUGCCGUUACCUUUGGUCUCAUGGUAUCAAGAAGAUGCCCCAUGAUACGCAGUUUCUUCUAUAUCAUAGUUCAAUGUCUGGGAGCUACUGUUGGGGCUGGCCUUUUGAAACUGGUGACUCCAAAGGUCCUCAACGCAGGAUUGGGAGUGACUUCAGUUGAUUCUCGAAUGACAGUUGGACAAGCCGUUGCCCUGGAGAUGUUGAUUACAUUUGUGCUGGUGUUCACCGUUAUGGCUGUGACAGACUCAAGCAGGCUUGACGUUAAAGGAUCAGCACCCCUUGCGAUCGGAUUUUCCAUUACUGCUUGCCACUUAUGGGCGUUACAGUUGGUUGUGGAUCUACGAUAA
Molecule: messenger RNA, 663 nt
Organism: Uloborus diversus
Lineage: Eukaryota; Metazoa; Arthropoda; Arachnida; Araneae; Uloboridae
Product: aquaporin AQPAe.a-like
Exons: 3
Coding region: 1-663 (220 amino acids)
Biological process (GO): transmembrane transport
Cellular component (GO): plasma membrane
Molecular function (GO): water channel activity
Source: RefSeq, a predicted model, not a curated record